Amoebophrya sp. A120 is the source of this 4490-nucleotide messenger RNA. Lineage: Eukaryota; Dinophyceae; Syndiniales; Amoebophryaceae. The record is from the annotation of a GenBank genome assembly.
CUAGGGCCUGUGAGAGAUAGAAAAGUUGCUGUUACUAGUACAGACGUCGCCCAGGCCCACUGGUGCUGUGGCCGAGCUGGCAGAUUUCGCUAACAUAAGGACUCAGUUUCCAGUCUAAGAAGUGAUCUGCUCUUUCAGUUUCAAACUGAACGUAAAAUAAGGACCUAGGGGAGUUGAAGUUGUGGAGGAAAGAUCUCACAGAUGUUGGAAGGACGAAAUCGAAGUCGUAGCUGGUUCUUGGCGAAAAUUGUCCUCCGCGGGCGGGCCUGCCACUAGCAGAAGCAGCACCGGGGCGAGAGGCCGCCGGCCACGAGACCAUUGCCAAGCAUGGUCGUGCGCCGGUCGGCUCCGUCGCUGCUUGUGCACGUCCUGCAUUCCCACACUUGUGGGUGGGUGUUCGCUUUCGAUCCGUCUUUGAGAGGUAUUGAAGUGCCCCGUCCAGCGACCAGUGACGACUUGAACUUAUCGGCAUUGCAUCAGCCACAGAAAGGGCUUGCGCUACAGCAACUGAGCGACACUUCCCACGCAGACGCAGCGGCGGAUUCGGGAAGUCGGAUUGCAGACAAAACUAGUCGGGGUGCCGCAGUGGAGCAGAUCGGCAGCGAGAAUGGAAAAACAAGAACGCAGCUACAGCAGCAGCAGAAGGAAGAAACAACAGCCGCUCUUUCAGUGGAGCAAAGCAGAAAAGCUGAGGACAUUCAGGGAGCGGAUCUCUUUGAAGCUCUUGCGGAUUUUGCCGAAACGCCGAAAGCCCAUAAGGUCACGAAGACCGUGAGUUUGAACGUGAUUCAGCCCCCUCCGAAACCAAAAAAAGAUCCCAACGACCUCCGAGAUUUACUCCACGAGCUUGCGAGCUUCGCCAACGCAGAUGACGAGAACAGGGAAGAUGUUGAUAAAAAUCAGAAGGUCAAUGGCGCUGCCACGGAGGGCACGACCUCGGCCGCUCCAAACGUCGCAAAGCAAGCCGCGGGAAAUAAAAUAACCCCGAAGAAAGCAUCGCCAUCAGUGAAAACAGCUGGAGCCGCUGCUGGAGCGUCUUCCUCUUCGGCGGCCUCUUCAAGCGUGGUAGCCGACAAAACAAGUUUACUGCAAACCACCACGAGAACUACAAAUGCAGUACGCGACCAAGAUCAUCCCCUCGAUCCACCACAGACCACGGUUUCGACGGAUGGCACGCCUCCCUUUGACCAGCGCGGCCUUAUGGAAACGGAGGGUGAGAAAAUACCGCCCGGCCCACCGAAAAAACUCGGACCCGGAGGGGACAUUACGGUAGACAGCGUCGCAACGGAGGGGAUCGUGUUCGGCGCCCCCGGUAACACGCGGGGCAUCGAUUCCAAGCUUCCAACCUUCGGCUCCGAGCCGGAGUACGAUGCGAAACUGGAGAAGCCGAAGCCCAAGCCACCACCGAAGAAGCCCGAGGAGAACACCGGACCGAACGUGGAGGUCCGGGGCGACAAGAGUCGCACCGUGAUUGUGGCAGACCCGGACGGCAAGCCCGACGGCAUGCGCCAGAAGGCAGUGCGGCAGCGCAGCGGUACUGUGGAAAUCGCAGAGCACGAGCAGGAAAAGCGCGACGCGAGGCUGCACGAGACGCGGAAAAUUACCCCGGACACGGUGAAGUUUGAUCCGCUUGCGAAGGCCGGGGGCAAGGAAGCUGCGAAGGAGGACGAUGGCACCAGUUCUGGGCUCGGAACAAACGUCUCGGUGAACCUCGUCCACGUGAGGCAGCAAGCAGUCGACAGGGAACGAAGUACAGAUAGUACAAAAGUCGCGCCUGCGGCUGCGCCUGCAAAGGAGAUGGGCGGCCGUACUACAACUAGUGCAACAUCAGAGCUGCAAGUAGAGCAAACCUCAUCCUCCAAGUCCAAUCAGCAAAAGGAAAAGGACGCACAACGGAGGCAAGAAGUGGAAAAAAAGCGCCAGGAGGAUGUUUUGGCGAACAGCGUCGUGUACUUAGACAGUUCUGAAGAGCUUCGGGGUCCGCAGUCGGAAGACGUGCUUUCCCUCCUGGCGAUGCAGGCGAGCGCUGAAGACCCGUCUCUGCGGGCCAUCGAGCAGGCAGAAGAGGUCGAGGAAAGCUAUGACCAGCUCAAACGGUACAAUCUCAAACGUUACAAUAGAAUCUGAGAUUUGUCUUGCAUGAUCAACAUGACAGACUCGGACAGCGUUCCACUUUUUGCAAUACAAAUUUCGCCAGAUUGUAGUGCGGAUUGGGACUCCAGAACUUGUCAUGCGCAAUCCUGUGGGAGUAGGGUAGAUCAUGCACUUGUUGCAACACAAAUUCCAGAUUCUAUUGUAACGUUUGAGAUUGUAACACCUGAGCGGGUCAUAAAAGCGAACACCCUCUGAUUUUCCUGCAGGAGACAUCGUCGAGUUAUCCUGAGUAAAAACGUGCCCACACCAGAGUUGUAAUGCGAAUCUGCAUGCUGAAAAUGUUUCUCAUGCGGAGCUCCAUGAGAAGCAUUUUCUAGUCGUGUUUUGCAACUUGUCAUGCUCCAAUCAGCAUGGUAUGCUAGAUCUGUGAUGCUGCUGAGCUAGCUCAAACAGCACUAUACUACGAAUCCAAAUUUGUCAUGCAAAACAGACAAAACUUGUGGAUUUGUCCAGCCGAUUCCCCAUCUUGACUCUGGUGUGGGUACGUUUUUACUCUGGAUACGAGUCUUCAAAAAUUCAACUUCGCAGAGGAACUAGAGAAGCUUGUCGCUACCGCUCCUGCCCAUCUAAGAACAAAUUCCUCCGCCGCGGCAAAUACCUUGACGCUCACGUACGGACCAGAUCUGUCUGCUCGAAGAGCAGGGGAAAGGCCAGAUGAACUACACGAAGAUGCUGAACUUCAUUUUUGCCACUGUCCAGCAACAAAUGUCGCUUAUCCGCUCAUCGCUGAUAGUACGUCGACCCAACAUUCAGCAGAGACCUGCAAGGGCGGAGAAUUGCGAACGGCAAGAAAUCAGCACACAACUGCAACUUCUGGAUCAACAUCCACGCAGCUGCUGCAUCAAAUUCCUGCUGUCCGCGUUGACUGCGGCAUGUUGAAAGUGCCACAAGAUGCUGCUCGUGCCGCCUCUUCUGUGAAAAAUCGCGAGCAUUUCUCUCCUGGUGCAUUUCCGAAGAACCAAGUUCAAGAAAGACAAAAGCUCGAGAUGAGAACUACAACCACGUGCGAAUCUACACACGCGGAAGCUUCGCGCCAAGGCAUCUGCAGAUUGCCGGGUUUGAAAUUUUCCGCUGCUGCAGAAUGCCACCAAUGCGAUGCUGUGGAGUGCUGCCGACCAGAAAAAGUGGCCCUGGAUUGUCGCGAGCAAUCGCUUCGAGAUACGCGAAUUCGCGUCCCAACACCCGGACAAGACGCAAAAACGCACUUCGACCCGUCGCGGUUCGGGGAAAUAGCGAGCGCGGCAGUGAAUGCGACCAAUUUAGCACACUGUGUCCGCCAGUGCCGGAUGCAGCCGCGCUGCCAUGCGGUUUCCUUCCAUGGACCAUCCGAAAGUACACUCACAGCAACAUCAAACAACAACUGCGAGUUGGUCUUGGAGCAACGGUUCGUAGGCAAGCGCGCGCGAACCAAAAAAGCGAAUGCGGCAAAAAAUCUACUCCCGAGUGUUGAGAAGACAAGGCUUUACCACGCCAUGAAGCAAACCAUGAAGGAAAACGGCUGGCACGACGACGACACGUAUGACGGCCAGGAUUUUGACCUGCACGCGGACCGCACACCGCAUUUGAGCAUCGCUCUCUCCCUAGGCCCGGACGAGCGGGCAGUGAUGCAACACGAAGCCGGCUGGUCGUCUGUCACGUUUUGUCCCUCCUGCAAUGACCGCAUCUUCGGCGACAAGAUUUGCGGGGUGAAGGACGAAAAUGCAGGCCUCUAUUUUUCCUCGUCCUCUGGUGCAGUUUCUGAACAAUCUUCUGGAGAGCGAGUUCCAAAAACUGUAGCAACUCCGCCGAGCGACAGCGAGCCACUUUCGCCGAAGAAAAACAUCCAACAGAAGUCCAACCUUCUGAUCCGUGCCAUUGGGUUCGCCAGUAUGGAGGAAAGUCAGCGUGUGAUCAGGACGAGUCAAGAAUCUUCGCAGUUGCUAGUUUGCGCUUGUCCAGAUGGAGCGGAAAUCCCGGUCUACAGCGCUUUUUCUUCCGUGUCUGCUCGAGACUCGAUACCACUAUGCUCUGGCGGAAGGCUAAUCGAGAAGGCGCGAGGCGCCGCUGCUGCCAUGUAAUUACUUCCUUGCUGUCAUGUAGUUUUGUGUGGCCUUUUUCGCAUGUUUGUUGUGAUGGUAUACAUACACUGACAACGACGAGUGACGACCUGGCUCGAAAAAACAAAACUAAGAUCGACUCCCGGCGGCCGUAUUAACACCAGUGCGCCGAAAUCGAGACUUCAGCUUCAGAUGCAGAGAGCGGUGUGCGGGCGAUCGGCGGACCAACGUAUGCAAGACUCCGUGCCAGUUGGAAGCGAGCGACCAGGCCCGGCUGUGGAGGAAUAUUGGAGUUUGUAG